UCAAUACGAAAAUGCGCGCACGUCCGUUUUCCUCACCCCCGGAGCAGCGACUUACGAGAUAACUCCUGAAUCGUGAGCUUGUUCGAAUUAAAGUUUAAUUGCUGACGAAUCCCUGAUGCGCCCUGAUGUGUGAGAGUGAGUCUGCCCGGUUAGAUCAUCAUGAUGGGGACCCGAUACGCAUCAUAUAGUCUAAAGCUAGCUAGCUUACACGAUGCUUACCAACGACUACUUUAUGGAACUCAGCCAAUACCUUCCGGACUGGAUAUCGCAAACAUAUUAAAAUAUUUUUCUCAAACCUUGCUAUGUCUGUUGAAAGAAUCGUCCGUGUCGCCGUUCGACAUGAUCAAAUCGCAGGAACUCGAUGCAGACCGAAUGGCAUUAUUCCCAAGUUUGGACUACAAGCAGCUUUACAAUGCGUUGACGCAGAUGAUCGAUGUCGUGCCAUUGAUCCACAUCGGCCUGCCAGCUUUUGGGAAAGCCUUGCUACAGUGUCUGGCAUGCAUGCUGCUGUUUCUCGAUCACGAUUUGAUCGAUAAUUUGUCAUACUUAACCGCUAGUACGAUAUCAGUACUUCCCGUGGAGUUGCACGAAGACAUCGUCAAUUAUCUCUGUUUUUACAUUUUACCGUUCACCAUUACGAGAAAACCCGAGAUUGGAGAGGAGAGUGCCGCUAGUCAAUCAGUGGCCGCUGUUAUAAUGAUGGUAUUUCAAUAUUCCAGCAAUCCAGCACAUCACUGUCAGUUGCUGGAGUGUCUGAUGGCCUUGAAACCAGGAGUCGUGAAAGACAUUCUUUGCGUUAUCGCCUACGGCACUGCGUCGGCGAGAGCUUCAGCUGCGAAAUUGUUGUUCUAUUACUGGCCAUCGUUUAAUCCAAAUCUGUUCGAUCGCCGUGCGGUGUUGGUAAAAUUUGCUAACGACUUCACUCCAUUUGUAUGCCAACGAGAUAGUUGCCCAAAUGCCGGCAAUGCGGAAGCUGCAAAAGUCUGUUACAAUCAUCAUAUUUCUAUCACGUACGCCAUCGAAUCUCCACCCCCUCUCUAUCUUUGCAUCGAAUGCGCGAAUGAGAUCCAUCGGGAGCAUCCGAAUCAGAUGUUUUGUGACAUUUUGCAUCCGAUGCAACAAGUGUCCAUGGUCUGCGAGAAUAAGAAUUGUAGGGGGGCGGACAAGUCGGCUAUCAGCGUUUGCUUUUCCACCGAAUGUGCGAGUUACAAUGGGAAUCAUCCUAUACGAUAUUGCCAACAGUGUCACAAUAUUCGUCACAACAAUCGUCGUGGCGGUGAUCACGUUUAUCACAUGGCACUCCCGCACAUCUCGCAGUUGGAUCCGCAAGCGCAGACUUAUAUGGUUCAGGCGAUCGUCAGUUUGCUCAGGGAAGCCGAGCCGAUAAGUAUUGAUAGUAAUCGCGACACGGAUAUAAGUGCUAGCACUAGCAAUAAAGGUGGCUUAGGAUUUGUAGGGAGUAGCAGUGGUGGAAGUGGUGGCGGUGGAGGUAUCGGGAGUUCAUUCGGUCAUUGCGAUCCUACAAGUUUGGAGGAACGACAGCUCCUCGGCAGAUAUGGCGUAUGGCUACUAGUGGGACUUUGUACCCCUAACGAGGAUACCCCGGUUGAAAUACUGGGCCGUUUAUUAUCAAUGUUAUUUCAUUGGUUUCAUGUCACUGCCUACUGUUUCGAUGGUAUUGAAAAAAGACUUAUACACCUUAUCUUUUCUGUUGGCCAAGCGGAGAGCGCGCUGGAGAAGUUGAAAACGGAGUACGUUUGCGAAUGGCUCUCAGAAGUUAUGAAAACGCAUUACGAAGUGUUUAUUUCCUGUCUUCUACCACAUCCCGCGGACUAUGUCAGAGUUGGAGGUCACUGGGAAACCUUGGCUUCAAGAACAUCGCAUUUGAAAGACGGGUUGCAUCGAUUAUUUUGUCUGGUACCAUACGAAGUAAUUACGCCCGACAUAUGGGAUUACGUGAUGCCGCAUUGGAUGGAAGCGGUGGUAAAUGACGUUCCCGAAAAUGAACUUCAGGAGCUAAAGAUAAUACUGAGCAAGAUCUUGGAUCGGGACAUGAAUUCCUUAGGAUUUGACGUGAAGAAGAUGUAUAACUUUAUAGCGAAGCGAUUCGUCAAUACGAGCGCUAAAGUACAAGAGCAGGCUCUUCAUUGGUUGCAAACACUUACCAUGCUGGAAAUAACGUUACCCCUGGACCAACUGUUUUCAAUAUUCAGCGACGGAGUUGCCGUCAUGCAGUCGAUGAACUCGGCGGAGUCAGAAUUGAAACCGAGCAAAUCUACAAAGGAAGACGAUGAAAACAUUACAUGUCCCAUAGUGGAAAAUGAUUCAGGGAAAUCAACGCCACUUUCUGAUGAUGUAGUUCCAACGCCAAGACACAUGGAAUUUAUGACGAACGCAGAACUUAAUUUGUCUUGUUGUAUUCUCAUGCUUGAUAUAUUAUUGAAACAGAUGGAACUUCAGAAUGUGGACAAGCAUACUGGAAUUAAUACACGGGUCUGCCGAGAUGCUUGUCAUUUGAUGAAAUCUAUAGUUGCGUCCAACUGGAAUAACUGUCACGUCUGCGACACAUCGGACAUUGAAUGUUCUUAUUGCGAGUCGAGGGUGAUUUGGCAUCAGCUAUGUCUACAAUUGAUUACUUACAUGGUACCGGAAAAUCCAGCAUAUCCACCUGAUACAAUCGUAGAUGAAAUCGCGGAAGAUAAUGCUCGUAAAAGUCCGGAAACGACGAGGAAGGGCGAUUCGAAGCCGGAUGUGGUCAUCAACAUGCCGGUACCGGAAAUGCAUUCCGUCGGUGGGGUCUUAGUUCACAUGCCACACUUCUUCGAACAGAUUAUGACAGCGACAGUAGAGACAGUUUCGGAACAGCUGGACCUCGCAGCCAUCAUGCCAACGGAGAAGAUUAUGUCCGCCGUCGCGAGAACGGUUACGCUAUCGGAAACGGAUGUUGCUACCGCUACAGUGAGCGUAGCAAAACCACAUUUAAUAGGCGAAAAUGAUGAACCAGUAAGCCUAAGUCCAGAAGCUGAUUCGGACGAUUUUUGGCACACUUCUGUGGGAAAGUUUCGUUUUACAAUAGAAGAAUUACCAGAACAGCUUCAAUAUAUUCACAAACUACUGAAGGAAAUAAUGACGAUCGACAAACCAGAUAUCCUUUAUUAUAUGCUGCAGUGUUUGAAUGUAAUGUGCCUGUAUGGUGAUGCAUUUAACACAGCAGUGAAGGAUCACCAAGGAUUCUUCAUAUGGUGCCAAGAGAAUUUAUUAAUAAAGAAUUUAUGGGAGCUCCUUAAUGCAGAGCAUUCGCACAUAGCGCAAGUGACCGUUCCAUUGUUAUUGCAUUGUGUAACAUUACCCUGCGGCACUGAUACUUUCUGGCGGCUUGUACAAGAAGAAUUUCACAAUUCCGAUUGGCGUAUUAGAUUCGUCGCAGUCGAGCGCGUCACGUUAAUCGCGAGAUUCAUGGACUCGACACCAUUGCGGAACAUCUUAAGUCUUCAAGCUGCGUUAGCAAAUGCAUUCUGUUAUUUAAUUACGAGCAUGGAUGACAACAAUGUAUAUGUUGCGCAGCGUGCAACAUUAUAUCUCGGUACCAUUCAUGACACAGCAAUUAGGUCAUUAAUUUUAUGCUUGGAGACACAAUUUGAUUCCGUAAUCGUAGACCGGCCAAUGGUAUUGCAAUCACUUUACCAACUACACAAUAGCUUAAGCGAUCGACGUAUUUUGACGUGGGAAUUUUUCCUGAAUCGAUUUGAUACGCUAUUUCUCGAGGCUCAAAUCAACUUGGAGAAAUCAGGAGAUGUGGCUUACUUACGUGAUCUGAAAAAUACAGAUCUGAACAGCGAAGUGUUCAUGAAGAAAUUGCAUCGCGUUCACGAGGCAUUGUCUCAGUCUGACGGCAGCGGGACGAGUUCCGUAAAGACGCUGAGCGCGAGUUUCGGCACCAAGUGGCCCUACAAGCGUACAAUGUCGGCACCGGCCUCGAUGAUACCACGACAAGACACCAAGCAAGAAAAGGAAAAGGUCUACAGCCGACAAUAUUCCGCGCCGAUCUUGAAAAGGAAGAGCUCGAGAUUCGGAUUGGGUCAGUUGUUGGGGUCCACCCCGCCUAAUAACAGUAUUCCAGAUGGUCACAUACAUUCGCUGAAUAUGGUCGAUGAAGCUAGUACGUUACCAGGAUACACUCACAAAAUCGUGGAUCUUGAAGAAGCAGACAAAGAAACCAUGCAUCUGUUGGUCUUUCUUCUAAUGCAAUUUCUUUCGAGACAGGAUCAGGCCUAUCCAACGGACGAGAAACCUAUGUCAAAAACUCAAGGCAUAGUCUUGCGACAUUUAUAUCUUCUUUUGGGAUACAAUCAGACUGAGCGCACUUUUCACACCACUCCGCAACGUCUAAGGCUUUCGCCGGCGUUUAAUGUCUUCAUUGCCAAUUUGCCACAACUGUUAGAUCAAAAUCAUGUGAUAGGAUGGCUGAUGACGUCACCAGUUCUGGCGAUAUUGCAAUAUUGUCCUUGCCCUCCGCAAGCUACACCCCCAACUGAUCAUCAACCACCAAGUUACAGUCUUUGGUAUCUGGAGCCACACAUCAGGCGGUCUUGGUUAAUGUCUCUGCUUGUUAUCUUAUACAAGUGUCAAUAUGGACAACAGCCGUGGUGUAGUCAGCUUCAAACGCUAGUGAAGAUAGUGUUGAAUACACUCAACACACAGCAUCAUCAGUGCAAGCGGAUACCGGCGACUGUAGUUAUGGGCGCACCACCCUCCAGAUCUCGUGACGUGUCUCAACCUUCGCUUGGAGUGGAACACGAACUGACAACGAACACAGUGGGCGAGAUAGACACGGAAACACCGCCGAUGCGUGCAAUCUCGGUGCAUCAACGCAGUCCCGGAGGGAUGCACGGACAAAUGGAAACUCAUUGGGAAGAGAAUAACAGUCCGGCUUGUCGUUAUUUCAACAAACACUUUACCAGCUAUUCGAUCAAUGCGGAUGAUACGGAGUCCGAGUUGGCAGCGAUCCCUGAGAGCCCGAAAUCUGACAGCACCUUACAUGGCAAUAGCGGAGGAUCUCUUGGGGAGCUAGAAGAAACGGUCCCUAGAAACGCAUCUCUUCAGGAACCGCAAAUGUCCAUCGUGUCAGAUGGAACGAGCAUGAUUGAGCCGAACAAUCGAAAUAUUAAUAAGCCGAAGACGGAAUCCGUUACAAAACCUAUAUGGUUCUUGGGAAACGAAGAUGAAGUUUGCCAGGGAAAUAAAAGCGGCCCUCAAAAGAAAUGGAGUGUGUACGAAGGAGUGAAGAUGAUGGUAACGAGCACAUUUCUCACUGGACAACAGGAACCUCCCAGAUUUCCGUCUAAAGCAGCCUUGCCGCCAAUAAAAAAUGGCAAAGGACACUUACCUUACAAUGGAGACUCAUCGAAAGCAUAUGAUUUAUCAAGCGCUUUCACUCUUGCAACCAGCAUUUCUCACAUUCAACGAUCCGAUUUACCAAAAGAGAAAGAUAAAGGAACGGAGAAGGAGAAAGCGAAGGAGAAAGAAAAGGAAAAAGAAAAGGAGAAGGAGAAGGAAACAGAAAAAGAGAAGGAAAUGGAACUGGAGAAGGAGAAAGAAAAGGAAAAAGAGAAGGAAAAGGCAUUUGUGAAAAUUGCAGGAACCAUCAAUAAUAUCGAGCCUUUGAACUCGAAGCAUUUAGGUAGACAGAAACAUGUGGAACAAAUCACAAUUACAGCGACGUCGCCAGUUUCACCUUGUCAAGUAAUUACAGUGACAAAUAGCGAUCACUCGAGCUCGCCAGCACUGAGUUCUUCCAUAUCAUCGCAAGUCAUAAGUAUCGAGAAUGGACAGCAAACAGGUGGUCCUCCUACCAGUCCGCAGCCAUUGAUGACUACUCCGACUGUCGAACGAUUGCUUCCCAUUGGUACAAUAGUCCGCGCGACUGGAUCACGAACAGCACAACGUGUAUUAAAAUGCGAAGAUACGUAUGGCUCUCCGGAAUCGCCGUUAUCAAAAAUGGACAUUUUGACAGUCAGUUCCUCAUUUGAACAAGAUAGCGAGACCUGCAUGUCCAGCGAUAUCACGAGUCCACACAGCAUGUCCCAGUUGGAAUUUCCAACGCCCGAACGAUUGUUGCCAGUUGGUCCUCAGAGAGAUUUCCCCAGCUUAGUCGAGCGAGUACGUCAAGCUCUCGAUAUUUCAGAUGUCGAAGAUAUGAAUAAAUCGAAUGAGGAUGCAAAACACGGCAUUCGUGACUUGGCACUCAUGAAGCAGGAUAGCGGAACAUCUGACAAUGUGUCAACAUCACUCGUACCAACUUGCAAUGAAGUUAACUCGAGCAGAUCGCCGAGUCCAAGAAGGCUAAUUAAACAAGUGGCUUUGGAGUCAUCUCCACCAGCGAUCGACCCCGGAGACUUCGUCUCAAAAAUAGCAGACUAUGACCAGAGGAUUAAGUCGAAGGAUCAAUUUCGAAUUCAACGUGACAGAGUGCGGAAGAUCACUGCUAUAACGGACCAAGAUGCAAUUACUCAUACAAGGCGAAUGGAAUCUUGGUCGGGCACACAAGCCCAACAAAAUUUAGACUUUGUCUCUCAACAAGCGUGUCAUGCGGACUUUAAUUUAAAGCAGAGCUUAUUUCGUAUCGGUGACGAUUGCGUUUACGACAGAUGUUCGGAAUGCGGAACGAUAAGGGAAGAGUAUUCCGACGAAGAGCUCGGAUUGUGUAUAAUAACUUUAGGAACAUUUAUUCAUCGAGAGCCAUCUCUAGCGGCGCCGUUAUUGCCAGAAAUACUCGGCGUAGUUACUAAGAUUGCUCUCAACUCAAUGUAUCCUUGGCAAAGCGAAACGAAUAUGCAUCUUCCGGGUGGUGCGGUCAGCGUAGCGCACCAAUUUCUCAGAUGCGUUCUCCAUCAAUUAGCGCCGAAUGGAGUAUUUAUGCAAAUGUUUCAGACUCAUCUAAACGAAACGACUAGGUUGCAAUUUUUCAAAAGCGUCGCGCAAGCUUUAGUCGAUUUCAACGAGUUAAAUCCGAUCGCUCCCUUGCAAUUACUGCUUGAGACUUUAAACAUGAAAAAAUCAUUGCCGCUGGAACGGCUACCAAUAAUAUUAUAUAACAUCGCAUGUUACUUGGAUUGUUUACCACUGGAAGCAGGAUUGGGUCCUGGUGCAGCAACAUGGAGUGGAUUGCUAACACAAUUCGAUGGAUUAUUCCGAAGACUCGUUCUUAUGCUUCCUUCUAUUGAGGAUAUCACUCCUCUUUUACGAAUUAUGAUUUCGAUAUUAAAAGUUCCAGGGAUUCAACAAUCAAAGGGAAUGUUGGAUCCAUUUUCUAAAAUAUUAAGUUACGCUAUACAAAACUCAACAUUGCAGUAUAAUUAUUUAACAGAUCUAUGCUACUUGUGCCACAGAGGAUUUACUCGUGAUCGCGAUAAACACUUUUUUGGUAGGACAAUUGUAUUUGAAUUAAUUCAGGCCAUUAAAUUUAAAAUUACGAUACCAGACUCCAACUUUUUGUUACUCCUACAGUUUGUGCUCCAAGAUAUCGGAGGAUCCUUGCCUAAUAGUGUCGUCGCGAUGGAAAAUAAUAUUCAAACGGACAUGUCGCCGAUCUACAACACGAACGCCUCUGAAUCUUUAAAGAAUCAGUUGUCAGAAGUUCUCGAAUUUUUAACUGACUUUCAUACCUUAAGUAAGAUCAAGAGCUACAACAAAGGUAUGCAAGCGGGAUUAAACGAGGACACGAUAGGCGGGAUGUUAAAGUGUGGCCUUGCUCAAUAUGUAGCUUUAGAAAUUACGAGAGGCAACAAUAGAGAGAACAGAGCCGUGGCGCGUUACUUGCCGUGGUUAUAUACCGCACCGUCUAUACAGCAAGGAGCCCGCGAAUACGUCGACUGUAUAGGCCACAUCAGACUCUUGUCUUGGCUGUUAUUAGGAUCGCUUACACACAUAGCAAUGUACACUGGCAACAAUAACAGUCAUUCACAUUCAACGGUACCAUUGGCGCAACCGAUACCUCAAGAGGUGUCUUGCCACAUCGCAGAUCACAUACAAGUCAUCUUCUCUGGAUUUCCAGAACAAUCGAAGACCUCGGUUCUCCACAUGUCAUCGCUCUUCCACGCGUUCAUUCUUUGCCAACUUUGGACGAUGUACUUGGAAGAGUUGUCGAAGAAUAACGCAACGAACAGCGAGAGUCACAAUGUCACCAUGAAUAUUUUGUUAGAAUUUUGGGGCAAGAUAACGCCGUGCAUUUUGCAACUCGUUUCCUAUUCGAAAGCCCUAUCUGAAAUGCUUAAUUUGCAUUUCCUAAGCUUAUUGGAGGCUUUGUUGGAAUGUGGAUCGAUUCUGCUGAGUAAAUUAUUACCUCUGUGGAAUGCCAUAUUAUUUUCUCAUCAUGUCCAGUUACCAGGACACUUACACAUGCGUCUGCAAAAUUGCCGCGAUUUCCCACCAAACAGAAUGGCAGAGAAUUUCGUUUCUAAUCGAAGAGAAUCGAACGCGAUACUUCUACGAUGGUUGCACCGUCUACAGUUUAAGAUGGGCCAAAUAGAAAUGCAAUCCUCUACCGCCACGCAAUUCUAUUCUAUUUAAAGAAGAGAAAGAGGAACUUAAAAAUCAGUUUUUAAAUUAAAUGGUCCUACAUUAGCCAAAAUAUGACGGAAAGAAAUAAAAGAAAAUUAAUUGUUAGAAAAAUAGACCUUUAAA
Pogonomyrmex barbatus (red harvester ant) is the source of this 8682-nucleotide messenger RNA. It is a transcript of the gene unc79, whose product is annotated as UNC-79 domain-containing protein. Gene Ontology annotation, molecular function: protein binding. Lineage: Eukaryota; Metazoa; Arthropoda; Insecta; Hymenoptera; Formicidae. The record is from RefSeq and is a predicted model, not a curated record.